AUGGACCUUUCGAAUCAAAUACGCAACCAGCUGCGGACCCAUAAUGUCCCUCCUCCCUCUCACACAUGGCUGCGCACUCUCAUCUCCUCGCGCAACCCUCCACCGCCAUUGCCCUCGCUGGUGAUGACAGCCAAGACACGUCUCCUGGCCACAGACUUGACCACUCCAGGGCUGCUAGACCCAUCCAUCUUGACAUCAAUAUGCCUACCUGCAGGCAUCACCAAUCAGGAUGUCAAGGAAACGCGACUUACACGAGACGUGUAUGUGCAAAUUCUUGACAUUGAGAAUCUAAGCAAGAGCCGGUGGGAGCAGGUUGAAGAGCUAGAGGCUAUCGAACGCGGCGAGCAGACACGCGGGCGGGAGGUCAUCCGUCUCCCCGUAGGCGGCGAUGAGAAUAAUGAGAACGAGCAUGAGGCCGGCAACGAGCCACCCGCUGCUGCACAGCCACUGGCACAGAGAAAUCAGGGGCGUGCCGGCGGUACUGCAAGUGCUGGUGCUCCCACGAAUGCAUCUGCUGCCAACGGGACAAGCAAGAACGCAACCCACAAGCUUGUGCUGCAGGACUGCAAAGGCCAAAGAGCCUACGGGUUAGAGUUGAAACGCAUGGAGCGGAUUGCAAUUGGCAAAACAAACAUUGGAGAGAAGCUUCUGCUCAAGCGCGGUACUGUUGUGGCUAGAGGGGUGAUUUUGCUUGAGCCGACAAGUUGCGAAGUGCUAGGGGGCAAGGUGGAGGCAUGGCAGAAGUCAUGGGUUGAAGGACGAUUGGCACGAUUGAGGCAAGCAGUGGGAGCUGGUAGAAGAGAUUGA
Phaeoacremonium minimum UCRPA7 is the source of this 807-nucleotide messenger RNA. RefSeq names its product putative mediated genome instability protein rmi1 protein. NCBI's taxonomy places the organism in Eukaryota, Fungi, Ascomycota, Sordariomycetes, Togniniales, Togniniaceae. The transcript has a single exon. The record is from RefSeq and is a predicted model, not a curated record. The coding region runs from base 1 to 807 and encodes 268 amino acids. Gene Ontology annotation, cellular component: RecQ family helicase-topoisomerase III complex; nuclear body. Gene Ontology annotation, biological process: resolution of meiotic recombination intermediates; double-strand break repair via homologous recombination.